UAUCCUUACUUAUCUCUCACAACACACGCCAAUCAAACCCACUUCCACUCAUCAACCCAAAUCCCCCCAAAAAAUCUCUAAAAUGGCGUCCUCUGUCUGCGCCUCUUCAGCCGUUGCUGCUGUUGGUCUCUCUUCCCCAAGCAGUUCCCAGAAGAGUGGGUCAAUUAUUAAUGUUGGAGCAACAAAGGCUUCUUUCCUUGGAGGAGCGAGAAAGCUCAGGCUUCGUAAGUACACCGCUCCGGCUUCGGCCGGAACGCGAUCGGCCACCGUUUGCGUAGCCGCUGCCGACCCUAAUAGGCCUCUCUGGUUCCCAGGGAGCACCCCUCCUCCAUGGCUUGAUGGCAGCCUCCCUGGAGACUUUGGAUUUGAUCCCCUUGGGCUCGGAUCCGAUCCGGAGACAUUGAGAUGGAUGGUACAAUCAGAGCUGGUUCACUGCCGGUGGGCAAUGCUGGGAGCAGCCGGCAUCUUCAUCCCCGAGUUCCUAACCAAGAUCGGCAUCCUCAAUACUCCUUCCUGGUACACCGCCGGCGAGCUGCAGUACUUCACCGACACCACCACCCUCUUCAUCGUGGAGCUCAUCUUCAUCGGCUGGGCGGAGGGCCGCCGCUGGGCUGACAUCCUCAAGCCCGGCUGCGUCAACACCGACCCCAUCUUCCCCAACAACAAGCUCACCGGCACCGACGUCGGCUACCCCGGUGGCCUCUGGUUCGACCCUCUUGGCUGGGGCAGCGGCUCCCCUGAGAAAGUCAAAGAACUCAGGACCAAGGAGAUUAAGAACGGCCGGCUCGCUAUGUUGGCCGUCAUGGGUGCUUGGUUCCAAGCCAUCUACACCGGCACCGGCCCCAUUGACAACCUCUUUGCCCACCUUGCCGACCCUGGCCAUGCCACCAUUUUUGCUGCUUUCACCCCCAAGUGAAGUGAUGAAAGCAAGCAAAAGAGUGGCAACAGCUGGUGGAUGGAGGUCGAUGCAUUAAUUCUGCAAACAUCUCAUCUUAAUUAAGACUGUUUGUCUAAGUAAGUGAUGGAAGCAUGUUUCGUCUGUCUGAUGAUUAGUAGUAGAAUUUGCAGUGGCUUGCCUGUUUAAUUCCGUCUCGUCUAAUCUGUAGAAAGACCCCAUAUUCUUGCAGUGUAAAAAUACCUCUUUAAUUGUUUUAAUAUAUUAUUAUUAUUAUUAUUAUUAAAA
Messenger RNA from Diospyros lotus (date-plum), 1183 nucleotides. Its product is annotated as chlorophyll a-b binding protein, chloroplastic. NCBI's taxonomy places the organism in Eukaryota, Viridiplantae, Streptophyta, Magnoliopsida, Ericales, Ebenaceae. Bases 83 to 916 code for a protein of 277 amino acids. Gene Ontology annotation, biological process: photosynthesis, light harvesting in photosystem I; response to light stimulus. The transcript is spliced from 4 exons. Gene Ontology annotation, cellular component: membrane. The record is from RefSeq and is a predicted model, not a curated record.